CUAGGAUGCGCGAAACCCUCUGAGGGAUUUCCCUUUAUUUGAUAUCCAUGUUGAUUGCGUUGAAAGAGAAAAACCCAGUAUAAACAGACUAGAAACACAGCGCCAGUCAUGUCAGAGACAUACGAUUUCCUGUUUAAGUUUCUUGUAAUCGGAAAUGCAGGAACUGGAAAAUCUUGUCUGCUUCAUCAGUUUAUAGAAAAAAGAUUCAAAGAUGACUCGAAUCACACUAUCGGGGUUGAAUUUGGCUCGAAGAUAAUCAGUGUGGUCAAUAAGUUUGUCAAGCUCCAGAUCUGGGAUACAGCAGGACAGGAGCGUUUCAGGUCUGUAACACGCAGCUAUUACAGAGGGGCAGCAGGGGCUCUUCUCGUGUAUGACAUCACUAGUCGAGAAACCUACAACGCUCUGACCAACUGGCUGACAGAUGCCAGGAUGCUGGCCAGCCAGAACAUCGUGAUCAUACUGUGUGGAAAUAAGAAAGAUCUGGAUGCUGACCGUGAAGUCACCUUUCUGGAGGCCUCACGCUUCGCUCAAGAGAAUGAGCUCAUGUUUUUGGAGACCAGUGCUCUAACAGGGGAGAACGUGGAGGAAGCUUUUGUCCAGUGUGCUCGGAAAAUCCUAAACAAAAUAGAGUCAGGAGAGCUGGACCCGGAGCGGAUGGGUUCAGGAAUCCAGUACGGAGAUGCAGCGUUGCGGCAGCUGCGUUCUCCCAGACGGGCUCAAGCAGAGAGCGUGCAGGAGUGUGGCUGUUAACACAGAUCCCAGACAGCUGACCAACCAGGCAGGUUUUGUGAACACGAGGAGGAGGACAUUAGUGGGGAGUUUGACGUAUGGCUCAUCGUGUUGGAGUGACUGUUUCCCUCACCUUACAUUUACUUCUGUUCUGACAUGCCGAGGGACCCCCCUGUGCUCUAAAAGGCUCCAGAAAAAUGUUUACUGUCCCCCACGGGCCCAAGCCAAGACAUCUGUGGUACCCAAAACCCUGAGGGUAGCUAAAAGACCCAGCCCUUGCCCCUGAGAAUACUGCACUGAGCCCUUUUCCCGUCUUUCCCUCUUCCAUAUGUAGAUGUUGUGUAGAGAAGAGUUUCUAUUAUCACCGUGGAGCAUGUUUCAUGGUUGCAGUAC
Messenger RNA from Sinocyclocheilus grahami, 1122 nucleotides. Its product is annotated as ras-related protein Rab-4A. Lineage: Eukaryota; Metazoa; Chordata; Actinopteri; Cypriniformes; Cyprinidae. The transcript is spliced from 8 exons. The record is from RefSeq and is a predicted model, not a curated record. Gene Ontology annotation, biological process: Rab protein signal transduction. Bases 109 to 750 code for a protein of 213 amino acids. Gene Ontology annotation, molecular function: GTP binding; GTPase activity.